AGCACAUCCAUGUGCAUGCGUUAUGGGAGGGAUAUCCAUACCUGAUGCGCGCGGUCCGGUGAUGCUAAACUUAUUCAUGUGUGUAAUUGUGCUGGCUCCCAAUGUCCUGUGCCAUGGUAGCGAGUCAAAAUCUAAUUACGUGUAUUCAUACUCAGUCAACAUAUCUGAGGAAUCGAAGCCGGAUAUCCCCCUUAAAACCCUGUUCGGACAGGUUUUGGUUGUGCCGUAUGUUUACAGCAGACCUCAUCCUCACAUAAGUUUUGUACUUGCCGGUGAAAAACUACUGCAUAUACGCAUGACGCUGAAGGAUGGCAUCGAUAACAGUGAAAAGGUGCGUCUGGAAGCGGUGGCGGAGUUCGAUGCAGAAGGGAUGUUAAAGCAGCUCCAUGUUCCUGAAAAUCUUGCCACAAAAACAAGUGAAUUCAGUUUGUUCAAGGGGAUGGUCAACCUAUUUGUUGUUCACCCAAAUUUCGAAUCUGGUUUUGAGACCGGAGCUGCAGGAACAUGUCGCGUUUCCUACGCUACCGUUCAAACUAGUUCCAGCGAAUAUUUGUCGGUGGACAAAUUAUUUUCCACCUGCUCGCCGGUACAGAAACCGCUAGACACAUGGCGGUACAGCCUUAUUCCUACUUCAAAGGUGCAUAGUACAAGGGAACUGAGAGUACGCUAUCGUUUUCAUGCACACAAAGGUGAUUUACUUCAAGCUAUCGCAUACGAAAAGCAGACCUAUGAUUCAGUUUCUGGGACAAAUUUGAAUCAGCUAAACAUCGUAGCUUGGCAAGAUCUACAGCUUGUUAAAGUAGCCGAUGGAGAACCCGAAAACAUCCCUCCAACAAUGGACCUCAAUGAGAUGGCCAAGCAGCUAACAGGUUCCGAGAACAUGCCCGUGCACUUGGCUCCUGCAUUCCCUCUCGAGCACGAUUUGGAAGCAUGUAGUCUGAACGUUCAUCUGUACAACCCUGACGGCAAUGGCAAUGGUAAAUUUAUUACAAUUGACCAACUGCGUAAUGUUAUCGAGAACGCUCGCAAUGCAUUACACUCAGAACGCUUGGGGACACUACAGCCACUGCAUACGGUAGUGCAACUGACGCGAUUCUUGCGAUGUCUACCCAACCAUCGUAGUGCCGUGGAUCUCCUUACACUCGCCUCAAUGCUUAGUCCCCCUGCUACCGAGGCGAAGAUGCUAUAUCGACAGGGACGAUCCUGGCGUGACCAACUGGUUAGUGUGCUGAUUGGUUGUGGUACUCCAACUUGCGUUACGGUCGUUCUACAACGUUUGGAAGCGCUCACUGAAGUUGCUCUGGUUGAAAAGACUGAGACCAACGGUUUGCCUCAGGAGGUAGUAAUUGCUCGUGAAAUGUUGUUUUCAAAACUGUGGCCAGCACUGACCCACCUACGCCAACCGACAUCUCAUACGUACGUAAGAUUGUUAAAAUGUUGCCAACCAGUUUCUGAUUGGUCACACCAAACUGUUUGUUUGAGCACGCUACUCAAUCUGUGGCCACAGUUGUAUGAAGAACACUUGGAGUUACGAAAUGAACUCAUUGGGAUCACAGAAAAGCAGCUACUGAUAAGUUCACCUAAUACGGUAAAGCAGCAAGAGGAGGACCGUUACAAGCUUAAUUCGAGGCUCCUGUUCGGUCUGAUGGCGACGGAGAAACUGAAGGCCAUUGAACUAUUUGAUUUGGUUCUACAAAUAGUAACGAAUUCGGAACAUAUCUACCCUCCCGUGCGUGCAGCUGCUGUGCGCACACUCGCCUCAAUUUGGACAGCGGAUAAGGAUAUAAAGUUCUCAAAUGCAUUCAGAUCCAACAUCAGAACAACCAACGUACGCUCAUUAUUGAGGGAUCAGUUAUUAAGUAUCCCAUCAGACUCGGAAGAUGACCUACUUUUAGGUAUAGAGUUAUUUAAUGCAUUGGUUACCCUUGAUCCCUGCGCGCACAUGAUCAGUGACCUACUGAGGCAGUUGAGCAGCCAGAAGCGCUGGCCUCUUGUUCGCGCUUGUCGUCUACUGGUGAGGCAGAGCUGUGUCGCGGAGCAACUUUCAGCAUCGGUUUGUAACUGUCUGGGAGAGAACGUUUCUGUGGGUUCCGGCGAAUUCCAAUCUUGUUUACUUGGCUAUGCUGGUGGUUGGGCUGGCCUUGCAGGUGGUAACGGAUCCGACGUUGGAUAUAAUACUUUCGUUCAUGGGGACUUGUUCAAUGUGAAUGGCUCUUUCAUUGUUGAGUACUUAAUACAUUUGGUCAAUGGCCCAGACAAAGAGCUUCGGAAGUUUAACUUGUUAAUUUCUCUUCUGAAUGCAGAGGGUGAAAGUAAGUUAUUUGAGUUCGAUGUCAGCGCAAAAGGCCUGGAAACAUUUGCAGGAAGCUUUGGUCUAGGGGUGCUUCCGAAGAAAACAGUUCAAAACGAGGGAGCCUGGGUUAGCCUCGGGCUCACCGAGUUCGAUACCAUUCUGCCUCCAUGGUUGAUCUUUUCGGGAGGUAUGAGUGACCUACUUCAUCUACUAUGGCACGUUCCUUCCCACCCUACACCCGUCUUACAAAUAUUACGUCCACUGAUUGACGAACGUCAGUAUAGCGCAUUUGCUGCAGGAUUUGUGCUUGGUUUGGAUGCACUUGCUGUAGUAUCCGUUGAGGUGUCCGGUGCUAUGGAAACCAGCGUGUGGUCUCAGUCGGGCCGUAGUUUGGUGCGCACCAGAAUCGGUAUGGCAGGCGAAGUAUAUGCUCGCAUUUUAGGUAAAUCCGAGGGCCUAACAGCAACUGAUCCCCGCUUCGUUGUCAAAGGAGUUGGUGGUGAGGGAAACUUGGAUUUUGUUUCACACAUCAACGUUCGCGAUUUGCCAGAUGGAAUUUGUCUUUCCAUGAAUCGGCCCUCUGAUAUGGAGUUACUUGUCUGGGAGAGCACAAAGCCGUCGGCUUCCUGUAUACCAUCCCAAUGGAACCAUUAUGAGUACCGAGAUCCAACUAAUCAUGCGGACUACACAGUGACCCACAGGGCAGUGAAUCCCGGUGUCUCCUACGAGCUUGGCCGAAACAAUACAGAGAGGUGCAACCAAAUGUCUGUUUCUAGUUUGUGGUAAGAUAACUUGGGCAUUCCCAACGUUCUGUACACAUAGGAGGUACAUUGUGGUUAUUUUCAUUAUUAUUUUUCCGAAGCAUAUACCCAAAUUCACUUGAUCAGAUGUAAACUGUACAGGUAUGAUUUAAUGAAACAUAGUUACUUUUAUGUAUUCUUGUGUUCCAC
This is a messenger RNA of Opisthorchis viverrini, 3243 nucleotides long. RefSeq lists its product as hypothetical. Bases 23 to 3079 code for a protein of 1018 amino acids. Gene Ontology annotation, biological process: lipoprotein metabolic process. Gene Ontology annotation, cellular component: Golgi apparatus; endoplasmic reticulum; basolateral plasma membrane. Lineage: Eukaryota; Metazoa; Platyhelminthes; Trematoda; Opisthorchiida; Opisthorchiidae. The transcript is spliced from 2 exons. The record is from RefSeq and is a predicted model, not a curated record. Gene Ontology annotation, molecular function: lipid binding.